AUGGUGACCAGCUCCCCAGAAAUAGCAAGACAGACCAACCAAGCUACGGACCCAACAUUACUUUUUUCUAGAAGACUACAACAUCCUUUCUUCAUGUCCGACUCCGGCAUCACUGUCGAUAACAACGGCAGCAACAAGCGAAAGCGCGAGGAAGACAGCCUCGGUCCAGACCCCCAGCGUCUGGCGACCUCCCACAGCGGCAGCAAUGGAAACGUGCCUGGCCUGAAUGGCCCAAAUGAUGCCCACGCAUAUACUCACCCGAGCCUGGGUCACUACGAUGGGACCGACCUCAACAUCGACGAACAACUCCUCACUCAUGUGGCCCAGUCUAACGGCCUAACGGAUGAUAGCGCACUCACCGCAAAUGCAAAGGCUGCCCUGGCUGCAAACCCCCAGAAUAAAUUUUCUUCGCCGCCUGACGGUGGUUUUGAUGGUCAAAUUUCCCAUGGGCUCCCAUUUGGUGAUCAGCUUGGGCAGUCGGCUGGUCUUCCUGGGCAUACACAGGCACACACCUCGACUGCCGCUGCUGUCUAUGCCGCUCGUGAGGCUCAGAGCAUGAAUGCGAAGCCCACUGUCGGAUCUCCAGAGUGGCAUGCUCUACGCAAAAAUAAUCACAAAGAAGUUGAACGACGUCGGCGUGAGACUAUCAACGAAGGAAUCAACCAGAUCGCACAGUUAGUUCCCAACUGCGACAAAAACAAAGGAGCAAUCUUGCAGCGUGCGAUUGAGUACAUUGCUCAGCUGCAAGAAGACAAAAAGCAAAUGAACACGCGUUGGGAACACACAAACCUCACAACCCAACAAGCCCUUACCGAGAUCAACACACAGAAUUCCAAGUGGAAGGCUGAGGUAAAUCGGCGCGGCGAUAUUGCACUCAAGUGGAUUCAACGUGCUCGCGACGCAGGUCUCGAAUUUGAUGAUUACGAUGAUGAAAAAGACCUGGGCCAGUUAGACACUGACCAUACCCAGACUGCAUAA
Talaromyces rugulosus is the source of this 978-nucleotide messenger RNA. RefSeq lists its product as uncharacterized. Bases 1 to 978 code for a protein of 325 amino acids. Gene Ontology annotation, molecular function: protein dimerization activity; DNA-binding transcription factor activity. Gene Ontology annotation, cellular component: nucleus. The transcript is spliced from 3 exons. Lineage: Eukaryota; Fungi; Ascomycota; Eurotiomycetes; Eurotiales; Trichocomaceae. The record is from RefSeq and is a predicted model, not a curated record.